GCCGUCUGCUUUGCGGUGUGGAGACCAUUCACUGAGUGGUGGUUUCGCACAAGAGAAGAGAAGGAAGCAGUUGUUGACGUAGAGGGAAAUGAGACGGCAGCUCCUGUUUCUGGAGAAUCUGGGACAGGAAACGCAGAGGACUCAGAGGAGCAAGGCUUCCUGUUGUUGGAUGAGGAUGUUGAGAAGAACAAUAGAUCUCCUAAUGUUCAAGCAGAAGCUCAUCAAGCUUCUGUUGACGUGGAGCCUUCCGCAGCUUCCCUUAUCCGCGACACCCGUCGCAUGCUCGCCUGGCGUCGACUUGGCGUUGCCUUUUUCCUCAUUGGCGGCACACAGUUCCUCACAGC
Molecule: messenger RNA, 344 nt
Organism: Amoebophrya sp. A25
Lineage: Eukaryota; Dinophyceae; Syndiniales; Amoebophryaceae
Source: the annotation of a GenBank genome assembly